This is a messenger RNA of Solanum lycopersicum (tomato), 1411 nucleotides long. Its product is annotated as acylsugar acyltransferase 3-like. The record is from RefSeq and is a predicted model, not a curated record. NCBI's taxonomy places the organism in Eukaryota, Viridiplantae, Streptophyta, Magnoliopsida, Solanales, Solanaceae.
AAACUCAAAGGAAAGAUGACAGCAUCAAGUUUUGUAUCUAUGGCUGAAAAGAUUAUUAAGCCUCAUUCUCCUACCCCUUUUUCAGUUAAGCGUUACAAUCUUUGUCUAAUGGAUGAAAUCAUGGUUCCAGUCUACAUGCCAAUUGUAGCCUUUUAUCCUAACCCCUCUAAAACACCAGAACAAGUAUCCAACAUACUUGAAGAUUCACUAUCCAAAGUUUUAUCCUCUUACUAUCCAUUUGCUGGAACACUCGGAUCAGAUAACGCUACUUUUGUCGAUUGCAAUGACAGGGGAGCUAAAUCUAUACAGGUUCGAUACGAUUGUCCAAUGUCUGAAAUAGUCAAUCUUCCGGAUACUGGCCCUGAAUAUCUACCUUUUGCUAAAGGUACGCCUUGGAGUUCAACUCCAGAGGAACAAAGUUUACUAGUUGUUCAAUUAAGCCAUUUUAAUUGCGGAGGAUUAGGUAUAAGUGCUAGGCUAUCCCAUAAAAUUGCUGAUGGAUGCACGCUCGCCAAUUUCAUUAGUGAUUGGGCUUCCGUAGCUCGUGAUGACAACGCGAAUAUACCUUCCCCUCAAUUGAUUGGAUCGUCCAUUUUUCCGCCAUUCACUGAAAUGCGCAUUCACACGGAUACUAACGUUGAUUAUGAGUUUUACAAUCUACCCGUUUGUAAAAAAAGGUACUUGUUUUCCAACGCGAAACUUGAGAUGCUGAAAACCCAAGUGGAAUCAGAAACAGGGGUGCAAAAUCCAACUCGAAUUGAAGUGCUGUCCGCACUAAUUUACAAGUGUGCUGUAACAGCAAACUCGAGCUCGUUUAGACCAUCCUCGUUGUCACUGCCGGUGAAUUUACGUCCGAUACUGAAUCCACCGCUAGAAACACGGACAGUAGGGAAUAUUAUUAGUUUUAUCAAAGUGGAAACAACGAGUGAGGAUGAAAUGACAAUCGGGAGAGUGGUUCGCGAGAUUAGGAAAGGUAAAGACGAAUUGAAGCAGGAAGGGGGUGUGAAGAAGGAGAAGCUAGUUUCGCUAUGGAGUGAGUGGAUACAUUCGAUUGACUUGUACAGAAGUAGCAGUGUUUGCAAUUACCCAUUGAAUAAUUUGGAUUUUGGAUGGGGAAAACCAAACAGGGUAGCAAUUCCUGUAUUUGGAGUUGCAAACACCUGCAUGUUUAUGGAUAAUCUAAGUGGAGAUGGAAUUGAGGUAAUUAUUGCAUUACCAGAAAAAGAUGCGACUCAAUUUGAGAAUAGCAAAGAGCUUCUCCACUUUGCUUCUCCAGUUACGAAUCUCUAGUUUUUUCUAUGCUUAUCAAUAAAGCGUUCGAUUAGUAGUUAGUCGAGUACCAAUAAUUGCAUUAUCAAUUUGAGAAUAAUAAAUUGCUUCUCCAAUUACUAAUAAAUCUUUAAUUGAACUA